Molecule: messenger RNA, 3153 nt
Organism: Metarhizium album ARSEF 1941
Lineage: Eukaryota; Fungi; Ascomycota; Sordariomycetes; Hypocreales; Clavicipitaceae
Product: PH domain protein
Exons: 6
Coding region: 1-3153 (1050 amino acids)
Source: RefSeq, a predicted model, not a curated record
AUGUCCCAUUUCUCCGCCGGCGCAAAGACUCCAUCGUCGUCACCAUCCCCCCCAAACGAACUCGCCGUGGGCCUCAAGAAGAAACAGCACCACGUCUCCGACCCUUUCCCCCAACUGCAUCGCGACAUCGACGCUGUGCGCCGACCUGCCACGCCGCCAUCACGACCGGACUAUGGAACGCCGCUAGACACCUCUCCCAGCAACACGCCUCCUCGACGUCAGCGCAGUUCAUCGCGACCACUGUCCAUGGUCCAGACCUAUCAGCCGCCCCUCAUGGACAUCAACGAAGACACUAUUCCCGAGCUCCAGCCCAUCUUCACUCUGCUCAACAGCCACUCCAACAAGUUGUACCAAGAAGGAUACUUUCUCAAACUCGACGAUCAAAAUACACAGGGCAAGGCGAAUGCGGACCGAACAUGGACCGAGUGCUUCGCACAGCUUGUCGGCACGGUCUUGUCGUUGUGGGAUGCGGCGGAACUCGAUGCGGCGGGCGAGGACGGUGAGGUCUUGCCCAAGUUUAUCAAUCUCACGGAUGCUUCAAUCAAGAUGAUCGAAUCACUCCCGACUCGUUCCAACGAUGAGCAGCCUCUGCAAAACAUUUUGAGCAUAUCCACUGCUGGCAGAAAUAGGUAUCUUCUCCACUUCAACUCACACCACUCUCUGGUUCAAUGGACGGCAGGCAUCCGACUUGCCAUAUUCGAGCACUCGACGUUGCAAGAGGCUUACACCGGCGCCUUGAUCGCGGGCAAGGGAAAGUCACUCAACAACAUCAACGUCAUCAUGGAGAGAUCGCGGAUGAAGUCGGAGCAGUGGGUCAGGGUACGUUUCGGUGCCGGUGUGCCGUGGCGUCGCUGCUGGUGUGUUGUAUCCCCUCCCGACGAGAAGGAAUACCAGAAGCAGCAGAAGGAACUCAAGAAGAGGUCUGCCUAUGACCGGUCCCACGUCCCCGUUCUCAAGGGAGACAUCAAGUUCUAUGACUCGAGAAAGGACGGGAAGAAACAGAAAAAGGCUCAGCCAAUUGCCACCAUUACCGAUGCGUACUCGGCCUACGCGAUUUAUCCCCAGGCAAAAUCCUUGAUUGACGCUUCGACAUUGCUCAAGGUCGAAGGUCGCGUUACUGUCCACUCUGAUCCUCCCUCAUCCACCGAAGGCUUCAUCUUCAUCAUGCCCGAGGUUCAUCCCGCCGUCAGCGGUUUCGAAAUGCUGCUGCGCUUCUUAUUCCCCACCUGGGACUCGUUUGGUCUGUAUGGCCGACCCGGUAGACUGGUUGCAAGUGUCCUUGACCCGCGGUCACUCAUGUUCGCCAUGCCCAAACACAAACGCUACGGAUAUCUUGAGGUCCUCGACGUGUCGACGCUCAUUCUUGACGAGGGCAGCACGGCCUGGUCAGAACGAGAGUGGCGUAAGCGACUCAAAGACGCUACCGGCACCCGAAUGAAUGCUUUGGAUGAUGGUUCCAGAUCUCAUUCUCGUAGCGCGAGUCGUUCCAGUACAAGGCACAGCUCUGGCAGUGGAGGCAGGCCCAAGGUUGGGUUUGCUGAUGAUGGCAACGUGCUGCCGCCUGGUCGUGAGCCCAGCCAUAUGCGUAACAUGUCAGAUCCAAACCUUGGUGCUACACAGCGACGUGAUGCCAGAGUUGGUGGCUCACCACCACGGCACCAACUUCCUCUCCGUGGAGGUCCUCCUGAUCAAAUGAUGCCCCAGCCCGGCAGCUCUGAUGAGGAACCAGGUGCAUCUCCGCCGCCUCCCAUGUAUAAUCUGGAAGCUAUGAGAAGCCUUCAGACUCCUGAGCCAGUUUCACGUCCUCCAGCCUUCAACCAUGGACCGCAAGCUAGACCCACAAGCAAGGCGUAUCAAUCUCCUGAGCUUCGAAGGGCGAAUAGUCGGCUCUCAAGCUCGACGCUUGCCCAAAUGGCCAAGGCUGGUGGUAUGGCGACCAAUGCGCAAGGCGGCCGUCCACCAGCCCGCAACAGAGAUGGUGACGACGGUGCGUCUCACGAACCCGCAGUCUACACACAAGACCUCUCACUAGGAAGUCGGACUAAUAAUUGUAACCUUGAUGAAGGCCCAUAUUCAGGAAGCCAGGAACAAUCGCCCGCGACGAAUAUGUCAGCUCCAGCUCUUCCAACUGUCGACAUUCCACCAAACCCACACGCCAGAGGCCCCAUGGGGCCUCCAAGUCCCUACGGCCAGAAUCCCAAUUCACGUCCUGGCACCUCCGACGGGCGUCGAUCGCCAUAUCCCCCAGGAUCGGGCCCGCCACGGCCAGCGAAGGCUCCGCAGCAAGGCGUCCGACCAGACCAAACUCGCUCUCCUCCCGGACCUCCGGGGCCACCGGGACCUUAUGGUCGUGGACGACCCCCUCCAGGUCAAGGACCAGCAAACGGACCUCCUGGCCAGUAUGGUCAUUAUCGACCGGGACCAGGUGGACCACCGCCGCCGCCGCAUGGCGGCCCCGGCGGGCUUCCCCAUCGAAAACCGGCGCCGCGACAGACCGACAGCAUCACCCCCGAUCACAUCAUUGACCACUACACCUCUGACCCCCCGUACCGUGGCCCUGCGCCCGGGUACGGCUCAGGGCCAGUCCCACCACCUCACAACCAGGGCCCUGGACCUUACGGCCCCAAUGGGAACCGCGACGGAGAUCGACCUCGUGCCGGUGUCAUGAAGACUGUAGGAGGUGCGGAACCCCCAUUGCAGAAGAAUUCAGGAUUCAAUAUCCCAGAGGACCUGCUGGACCUGUUAUGCGUGCUCAGCCGCAAGGUCACCAUGCCUCGGAGCCGAACUCGAAUGCCCAAGGACCUCGCCCAGGUCACGGGAGACAGGAAGCCAUGGACUCCGGCCAAAGAACUAUGGCUUGGCAGCCCGUGGUACGUCCAACAUCGAGCCGCAGCAAACUCGCCGCACUAUGGCGGCAACCUCGGAGUAGGAGGUCCCGGAUCAAUGGGUCCCAGGACUCCCAGCCCUCAGCCGCCGUAUCCCGGCGGCGCCGGGCGCGGAGGCAGUGGCCGGGCCCCCCCCGAAUAUGGAGGUCCUCCUGGAAGCUACCACUCUCGACCUCUCGGCCCUCCGUCGUCCGGCAUUCCUCCCCAGGGACAAUACAGCCAGGGCCAAGUUCCUCAUCCUGCUCCAUAUCAAGGUCGAGCUUUUUAA